AUGCCGACGACAGACAUCCACGUGCCAAUACACGCCUUUUUUACUCAUUCAAAUCAUCAAGAUGUGUUUGCACUCGCUCCCCUAGCUUUAUCAUUUUUGACACUCACAACAUCUGUGAUUAUGGCUCCAGUAGCAUCGGAAGAUACUUUGAAACGAUCUACGGUUGAUUUGGUCGAUAAACGCGCCUACUACUACUAUUCUGGCCCCGAGGAGCCUGCUGAGAAUGACAAGCACGCAUAUUACUACUAUUCCAGUCCCGAAGAGCCUGCUAAGAAAGAGAGACAUGCCUACUACUACUACUACUACUACUACUACUACUACUUAGGUCCAGAGCAACAUAGUGAAGAGGAAUGAGAGCGCUGUUCUAAAGUAUAUUGGCGAGUGCGUUUCGUCUGUGGGGUUUAUAUUGAUUUAUAUAAACGUUUGCUUAGAUUUCUGGUGCCAUGUGAGAAAAGCCAAUUGCAACAAUGCGUGAUCGACCGAGGAUUUACGGAGCACUCCACAGUUAUAUCACUCUACGCUCAAUAGUCCUUUUAUAGGAUGGUUCUUUCUACAGAUUU
Molecule: messenger RNA, 560 nt
Organism: Talaromyces stipitatus ATCC 10500
Lineage: Eukaryota; Fungi; Ascomycota; Eurotiomycetes; Eurotiales; Trichocomaceae
Exons: 2
Coding region: 1-354 (117 amino acids)
Source: RefSeq, a predicted model, not a curated record